UCCUACUACUGCUUUAUUAAAGCCACUUUUGUUUGCAGCAACCAUGAAAUUCCUGCUGAUCGUCGCUUCCGUCGUCGCCGUGGCCGUCGCUGGCCCGACCCGCGCCAUUGUCACCCCUGGCAGUGGCUCCACGCCCAUCGUGGAUGCUGAAUCCCCCAUAUCUGUUGGACCUGCUCUGAUUGAGAGCCCCAUCUCUGUCGGACCUGCCCUAAUUGAGAGCCCCAUCUCUGUUGGACCCGCCUUCGUUGAGCACCCCAUCGUUGUUGAGAGCCCCGUUGUCGUCGACACCCCCAUCGUUGCUGAGAGCCCCGUCUUCGCCGAGCUCCCCAUCGUUGUUGAGAGCCCCGUCGUCGUCGUCGACACCCCCAUCGUUGCUGAGAGCCCCGUCUUGGCCGAGCUCCCCAUCGUUGUUGAGAGCCCCGUUGUCGUCGACACCCCCAUCGUUGCUGAGAGCCCCGUCUUCGCCGAGCUCCCCAUUGUUGUCGACGCUCCCAUCGUUGACGCCAGCCCCGCUGCUGUUGCUCCCGUCGAGGCUGAGUCCGUCUCCUCUGCCGCCGCUCCCCUGGUUCAGAUCAUCCUGAACAUCAACCAGGUUGCCGCUGCCGUCGUGCCCGAGACCCCCGCUCUCGUGCCCUCUCCCAUCGUCGUCGAGGAGUCUCCCAUCGUUGCCGAGCUCCCCGUCGUGGUCGACACCCCUGUCCUGGCCCCUACACCCGUCCAGGUCGUCGAUACCCCCGUCGUGGCCCCUACACCCGUCCAGGUCGUCGACACCCCCAUCGAGGCCCCCAUCGUCGUGCCCGCCCCCAUCGUGAUCGAGCCCACACCCAUCGAGCUCCCCACCCCGGUGCUGCCCGCUCCCGUCGAGGUCGCCCCCGUGAUCACUCUCCCCGACAUCCUGAACUAAGUACAGCAGAGUUGUUGUUUAGGUAAAGAAGUGUUAGAUCCUUUUACCUUGCCGCAGUGGCUAUAAACUGUGCCGAGUGAUACUAAUGUAAAUAAACACUUUAUUUUGUA
This is a messenger RNA of Cydia amplana, 1014 nucleotides long. RefSeq names its product calphotin-like. The record is from RefSeq and is a predicted model, not a curated record. NCBI's taxonomy places the organism in Eukaryota, Metazoa, Arthropoda, Insecta, Lepidoptera, Tortricidae. The transcript is spliced from 2 exons. Bases 44 to 904 code for a protein of 286 amino acids.